Microcebus murinus (gray mouse lemur) is the source of this 1517-nucleotide messenger RNA. Lineage: Eukaryota; Metazoa; Chordata; Mammalia; Primates; Cheirogaleidae. The record is from RefSeq and is a predicted model, not a curated record.
CACAACAGGAGUGCAAAUGCUGGCCCAGCUGGACUCCGUGUGGUGAACUCCAGCCGCCUGUAGGAAUGGCUGAAACAGCCCACACCUGCAAAUCACUCCCCCGCUGCCCCUCCGCGGCAGGUUGCAUUUGGGAGGCUCUCGGUCAUUAGAGGAAUGAGCCGGGAGUGAGCAAUUCCCCAGCUCGCCGGCACUUGCUGGAAAGCAGCAGGCGAGGAUGGACGUGGUCGACAGCCUUCUUGUGAAUGGAAGCAACAUCGCUCCCCCCUGCGAACUCGGGCUGGAAAAUGAGACCCUUUUCUGCUUGGAUCAGCCCCACCCUUCCAAAGAGUGGCGGCCGGCAGUGCAGAUUCUCCUGUACUCCCUGAUAUUCCUGCUCAGCGUGCUCGGAAACACGCUGGUCAUCACGGUGCUGAUUCGCAACAAGAGGAUGAGGACCGUCACCAACAUCUUCCUGCUCUCCCUGGCUGUCAGCGACCUCAUGCUCUGCCUCUUCUGCAUGCCGUUCAACCUCAUCCCCAACCUGCUCAAGGACUUCAUCUUCGGGAGCGCGGUGUGCAAGACCACCACCUACUUCAUGGGCACUUCUGUGAGCGUGUCCACCUUUAAUCUGGUAGCCAUAUCUCUGGAGAGAUAUGGUGCAAUUUGCAAACCCUUACAGUCCCGAGUCUGGCAAACAAAAUCUCACGCUUUGAAGGUGAUCGCUGCUACCUGGGGCCUUUCCUUCACCAUCAUGACUCCAUACCCCAUCUAUAGCAGCUUGGUGCCUUUUACCAAAAAUAACAACCAGACUGCAAACAUGUGCCGCUUUCUACUGCCAAAUGAUGUUAUGCAGCAGUCCUGGCACACGUUCCUGUUACUCAUCCUCUUUCUUAUUCCUGGAAUUGUGAUGAUGGUGGCAUAUGGAUUAAUCUCUUUGGAACUCUACCAAGGAAUAAAAUUUGAGGCUAGCCAGAAGAAAUCUGCUACAGUGGCGUCUCUCGCCCACCCAGAGAGGAAAGCGAGCACCGGCAGCAGCGGCAGGUGCGAGGACGGCGACGGCUGCUACCUGCAGGCGCCCGGGCGCCCGGGGAGGCUGGCGCUGCGGCAGGUGUCCACGCGCAGGGUCAGCCGCGUCCGCAGCAGCAGCUCGGCCGCCAACCUCAUGGCCAAGAAGCGGGUGAUCCGCAUGCUCAUGGUCAUCGUGGUCCUCUUCUUCCUGUGCUGGAUGCCCAUCUUCAGCGCCAACGCCUGGCGGGCCUACGACACCGCGUCUGCCGAGCGCCGCCUCUCGGGGACCCCCAUCUCCUUCAUCCUCCUCCUCUCCUACACCUCCUCCUGCGUCAACCCCAUCAUCUACUGCUUCAUGAACAAGCGCUUCCGCCUCGGCUUCAUGGCCACCUUCCCCUGCUGCCCCCACCCUGGGCCGCGGGGGGCCCGAGGAGAGGCAGGGGAGGAGGAGGAGGGCAGGACCACCGGGGCCUCGUUGACCAGGUACUCGUACAGCCGCUCCAGCGCCCCCGCGCCGCCCUGAGCCCCGA